This is a messenger RNA of Oncorhynchus nerka (sockeye salmon), 2297 nucleotides long. RefSeq names its product probable serine/threonine-protein kinase DDB_G0284251. The record is from RefSeq and is a predicted model, not a curated record. The transcript is spliced from 10 exons. Bases 101 to 1759 code for a protein of 552 amino acids. NCBI's taxonomy places the organism in Eukaryota, Metazoa, Chordata, Actinopteri, Salmoniformes, Salmonidae. Gene Ontology annotation, cellular component: extracellular region. Gene Ontology annotation, molecular function: lipid binding; protein tyrosine kinase activity; ATP binding. Gene Ontology annotation, biological process: lipoprotein metabolic process; lipid transport; protein phosphorylation.
UCUAGGAGGACAUACAUUUUGAAAGAGGAGUAUUUAAUAUUUUAUCCGGAUGUAAAGUGAAAGCAGAUAACAGACAACACAUUCAAAGCUAAAUCCAAAGAUGGGGAAUACACAGAGUGUCCUUGAGAAGAAAGGAUACACUAUCCUGAGGAAGGUAGAGAAUGGUGUCAUUGCUACUGACAAAAAUGGGGACCAGUUUGUCAUUAAAGAGAUCAAACGGAAUGAGAACUCAGUCAUGAACUCCAGUGCUGGAGACAUAAUCGAUGAGGUUGAAACUCUCCUGCAGAUAAAUCACCCCCAUAUUUCAAGCCACAAGAACUCUUUCCAAGAUGAUGAAAGUUACUAUGUAGUGAUGGACCAUUGUGACGGUGGAAAUCUUGCACAGAAGAUCAAAGAGGGGAACCCAUUUUCAGAAGAACAGAUCAUAGACUGGUUUGUCAAGAUCUGCAUGGCCCUGAAGCAUGUCCAUGGCCUGGGCCUUCUUCACAGAGACCUCAGACCACAGAAUAUAUUCCUCACAAAAUUUGGGACACUUUGUUUGGGAGAUUUUGGAAGAGUCAAUGAAAAUGCUUCCCCAUCUGGAUCUUCAGACGAUGGAAUGGUGGGUUAUUUAGGCCCAGAGAUUCUGACUGGUGGAAUUUAUGACACUAAAAGUGAUAUUUGGUCCUUGGGAUGUGUGCUGUACGAGUUGUGUAUGCUUCAGAGUGCAUUCACUGCAGCAAGCACAAUCAAGCUCAUUCCCAAAAUACUGGGGGGUCCUUACCCAUCUCUCCCAGAGAGUUUCUCACCUGAGCUCCAUCGACUACUGUGUGACAUCUUCCAACAAGAACCGACAAGUAGACCUUCAGCUGGUGAAAUCCUGGCAAAACCCUUCAUUAUUAGUUUCCUCACAAAAAAGAAUGAAAAAACUGUGAAGGAGCUCCAGACAAACUUGAACAUUCUGAGAACUCUGGCAGACGGCUUGGAGUGUGUGCACCAGGGCACCACCAUAGGCAGUCUGACUGGAGGUGUUAUUGGGGCAGCUGGAGGAAUCACUUCCAUAGUAGGCCUCAUCCUGGCUCCCUUCACUCUGGGCGCCUCCCUCAUCGUUACAGGAGUGGGUGUUGGGGUGGCUGUCGCUGGUGGAGCCACAGCCGGAGUUUCCAACAUCACCAACAUGGUCAAUCAGUCUACCGACCGCAAAGCCAUCAACAACAUCAUCAAGGAGUUCCAGGAGAAGAUGAACUUUGUGGUGACAUCUCUACAAAACAUCGCUGAGGGUUUGGAGACACCGCAGAUGAGUGGCUCCUUUACCACAGAAAGAGGCAUUUUAAAUGCAGAGAAGCUAGCAAAUACUGGGGCGAGGGUUGGGAGGGGCCUAGGGAGCAUCCCAGAGCUUGUCCGAUUGGUCCAUGUGGCCUCCAUUGGCAAGGUGGCAGCUCAAACUGCUAGGGCAGUGCGUGUUCUAGAGAUGGCAACAGGAAUAUUCUCUGCUUUCUUUGUAGCAGUUGAUAUCUUCUUCAUCGUCAUGGAUGCAAAAGAGAUUCACAACAUACGACAGGCGAAGGCUGAGAAACAGUCUAGUGAUAGCAGUAAGUUACACUUGAUGGACACAGACUCCAUGACUAAGCUGAACCCUGAAUGUGAAGAACCAAAGGCUGAGGUCAAGUCAGAGGCCAUGAAGUUCACCCAGACGAUCAGACAGACAGCUGAUCAGCUACAGCAGAGCCUGGACGAGCUAAGUGACGUCAUCUCAUUAAUUCCUAAGAUAGAGGGCUAACACUUAGACAAUUUAAACUAUACUCAGUUGUAGUGAUUGUAAAAUAAUCAGAAACAAGAAAUAGAGCAGAUUGAAUCAGUCCUUGAUACACAAUUUCACUGUAAAACACAGGUGUGGGCGGUGCGACUUUGACACCCAGAUAAGCCUUUAGGUUUUAAUUGUGAGCAAAAUCCCUUUUCUGUUCUUCAAUUCUUAGCUAUGAUAAUAAGUAGGUUGUAGAAACAUAAGUAUACAGUAUAUCUCAGCUUUAGUACUGAAGCACUUUCCUUUCAGGUUAUUACAGUUGACAUGAUUUGAUCUGUACAUUAUUUUCUCACGUAAAAUGAUAUCAGGUGUAUUACACAACUACAAAAUUGUCAGUUGUUUCAAUCUAAUAAUAGCCUACAUGAAAUGGUGAUGGUGAUUGUAUAAAAGUGUAAUUGUUGCAAAGAAAGAUUUAAUCAUUUGUAUGAAAUUAUCCUGGGUAAACAACAUAUAUAAUACAAUCAUAAUCUAUAAAUGUCUGCUUACAAAAAUAAAAAGGACGUUUUAAACUCAA